UGUCUCCAUCGCCACACAGCUGCCAGGUUGUGCCACUUUUUCAGGUCCUCCUCACACACUGCUGGAGUGUGUUCCAAUUUUGUUGACAUAGGGUGCUGGCCAGAUUACAGGCCUCCCCAUAGCUGCUGCCAGGGCGCCCUAAAUCUGCCAGCACCCUAUGACAAAAUGGAACCCACCAGCAGUGUGAGGAGACCUGAAAGUGGCACAUGGCAGAGUGUGGCGAUGGAGACAGCAGCAAUGGGAGGCCGUACAGGGACCCAUGACACACUCUGGACCUGGCAGCAGCAU
Staurois parvus is the source of this 288-nucleotide messenger RNA. Lineage: Eukaryota; Metazoa; Chordata; Amphibia; Anura; Ranidae. The record is from the annotation of a GenBank genome assembly.